This is a messenger RNA of Fopius arisanus, 2557 nucleotides long. RefSeq names its product scratch (gene scrt). Bases 190 to 1701 code for a protein of 503 amino acids. Gene Ontology annotation, molecular function: DNA-binding transcription factor activity, RNA polymerase II-specific; RNA polymerase II cis-regulatory region sequence-specific DNA binding. The record is from RefSeq and is a predicted model, not a curated record. The transcript is spliced from 2 exons. Gene Ontology annotation, biological process: regulation of DNA-templated transcription. NCBI's taxonomy places the organism in Eukaryota, Metazoa, Arthropoda, Insecta, Hymenoptera, Braconidae.
GCCGUCGGUGUCGCGUUGUCGGUGGUGAAAAUCAAAUAAUAAAUGGUGUUGGUGGUGGUUAUAGUGCUGGGUGUUAACGAGUUCAAGUGAUACUGCACUCGGAAGAUUGAAUUACCUCGGUAAUCUCCCGAGUUCAAUUAUCCCUGAAGUUAAUACAAUAGAGAUAAGAGAUAAUUGAGGCAAUUCAAAAUGCCGCGCUGUUUGAUGGCUAAAAAAUGGAAGGCUUAUCCGUGGCCGGACAGGCAGGAUGACGAUGAGAGUAGUACGGCUGAGGCCAAGGAUACCAUCGAGAUAACGAGCACUGGUAGAGAGUUGAUUGACACCGUCCAUGAUAGGAGACGAAUGAUGGUCGAUACCGAAGAGGAGGAGAUUGACGUUGUUGGUGAUAGCACGAGUGACGGCAACAGGGCUAAUCAGCAGACAUGCUGGGGUCCACACAGCCCCACUGCCGGCACCACAGCACCUAGUCCACCACCUCUCAAUGCCUCGGGAGCAUUAUACUACCAUGGCUAUGCCCACGAGUCCUGGCUGAAUCAUGAGGAGCCCCCAAAAUACGCAACCCUGCGGUCAGCAGCAGAAUUAGCGAGACCAGUAGCUGAUUCACCACCACCUCAGCAUGAUCAUCAGCCGAACAUUGUCCACCUCACCACAACCCCGGCAUCCCAGGCAUCCCAGCACAGUAUGAACUUGCCUCGCAACAAGAGCCUAUCGAUGUGUUUCACCAGUACCGGUACAGCCCUCUCCCUUCCCCCAAAGAAGAAGGACAUCUACCGACCCUACAGCCUGCAACCCACCACUGAGAUAAUCCGAAGUUCCCCAGAGGAAGAGCUAUCAGCAGCCCAAGCAAUCCUCGACUUGAGUGCCUCACCCGCAGCACCAACGCAUUCCCUCUUCAUUCAUACCCUCUCACUGCCACCACCAGCACCAGCGGCUCAGCCAGCAGUACCAACCCCCCAACCCAUCCAACCAACACCAAUACCGGUAUCAGUUCUGGUGCCAGUACCCCACAAUACUCAAACACGUCAGGUGGCAAGCCCGGAGCCGCGAACUCUUGAGGAAACCCCAGACGACGCCAAUAUCUCCAACGGUGCUAGCAACAAAACCGUUGCUUACACCUACGAGGCCUUCUUCGUAUCCGAUGGAAGAUCAAAGAGACGCUCAAGUACAGCUGCUGCUGUACCCGAGAAGGAAGCCGCCCAACCAGAGAGGCCAAAAUUCACGUGCACCGAGUGCGGCAAGCAAUACGCAACAUCAUCAAAUCUAUCGAGACACAAGCAGACUCACAGAAGUUUAGACUCGCAAUCAGCCAAAAAGUGUAUUCACUGUGGCAAAGCAUACGUGAGUAUGCCAGCCCUGGCAAUGCACGUGCUGACCCACAAAUUGGCCCACAGUUGUGGCGUGUGUGGUAAAAUGUUUUCGCGUCCAUGGUUGCUGCAGGGCCACUUGCGCAGUCAUACGGGUGAAAAACCGUACGGCUGUGCACACUGUGGCAAAGCAUUUGCCGAUCGUUCGAAUCUUAGAGCCCACAUGCAGACACACUCGGCUGACAAGAACUACGAGUGCUCAAGGUGUCACAAAACAUUUGCCCUCAAGUCGUACCUGAAUAAACACCUUGAGUCGGCUUGUUUAAGGGACGAUGAGCUACCGCCCCAGCAGACGACCAACGGUCAACACUCGCCCCCAUUGAAUCGUGGAUUGUAGCAGCACUCCGGUGACGAUGAUUUGUCAGAGGCUGAGAGCUAACGACAGCAUCCAGUAAAUACCAGUGGAAAGCUUUUGGAGUAGAUCUUUAUUUUUCUUUUGUUCUAUCCUGAUUUAGACAUUUAGGUAGAAUUGCCGAAGGCUCUCGAUGAACGACUGGUGGCGUCAUGCAGCCCUUCUCGGGCCAGCAACAGGGGGCCCUGUGGAUUAGCAACAAGUGCACGAAUUACGUGUUACUCACCCUGAAGACCUCGCCAAUUCACUGACUCAUAAUACGAUAAAAAGCAUACCGAUGAGACCUACCAUGGGCCUGCUCUGUACAUGAGGUUUGAGAAGUAGACUAAGUAGUAAAGUGCCAGUUUGCGGAGCGUUAAGCGUCUUCGAGUCCGCGCGGAAAGACUGUGCGGUUGGAGCGUCGGUAGUCGAUCAAUUCCCCUUGGGGGCAUUAAAACAGAAUAGUUCGGGCCAAUCUUGAAUAACCGCGGGGAAAAAAAGCAUUUAUCAAACUUUCUGUUGUACUCCACCUGGGGGGAGGAUCCCAGGGUACAUCCCAUUCACUGCCCACGCUCUGACUGAUGACGAUUGUGAAAAAUAAAUGUGGCGAUUAUUUACGUCAUGUGUAGAAUUAACGAGGGAACGAAGAUUUGCAAAGUAGAUUAAGUAGAAAAGUGCCAGUAGAGAAAUGAUUAACAUUCAUAAAAACGUCCAGUAAUUGUUAAGUCAAAUAAACCAUGAAAAUGAAAAAAUAACAAAAAAAGUCAUAACGAUAUUAUUAAAAACGAUGGAGAUUGAUGUGAGGAUAAAAACGUCGAAUUGGUGACGUCCACAAUGCUGCAGUUCUAGUCACUCUAGUCGA